AUGACGGAAGAGAUUGUCAGAGACUCGGCUACCUCAGAUUCGACAAACAUAAGAUUUAGUGUGCCAACCGAUGGUGUGCGCGACUCUAUAGCCACUUCGGGAAUACGCGAUUCAUAUCUUAGUUACUCAACUGGUGUACCAGAAAGCGUCUUAUCAGAGGAUGACCACACCAAGCCUUUGGAGCCAAACGAAAAGCAUGCCAAACAAAAAAACGCCAAAUGGUAUAAACGAAAGACGUUCUGGACAUUCUGCGGAGUCAGCACCAUCAUUCUCACAAUCAUUUUAGUCCCGGUUAUUAUAUUUGGCAUCUUCCCUAAAAUAGCACAAAGCUCAAUUAACAAAUCCCAGAUCACCUACGACCAAAUAAUAAUUGGCGACCCAAUCACUGACACUGAUUUCAAAAUAAGUAUCUCAGGUUCAUUAAGCGGUGGUGGCAAUUUCGAUGCCGACGCUAGUUUUCCUGAUCCAAUACAGGUUUAUUGGGAAGGUGCAUUGUUGGGCGAAGUUCCAAUGUCAUCGGUUAAACUCAGAGGCGGACAAGCUGAUUUCACUAUAGAUGAUACAUUCACGAUCAAAGACGCAGCAAAAUUCUCAGAAUUUACAAUAUAUACAUUGACCGCUGAGACGUUUACUUGGAAUGUACAAGGAAAAGUUAAAAUCAAGGCAUUGGGUAUUACAAAAAGUGGGCUGACUUUGAACAAAGAUAUCGUUCUUCCAGGCGGUGAUGGCUUUUCGCAUACGAAAAUUACAAAUAUAACCUUACCGGAUCAUUUUGACCCCUCCAACUUCUCAUUGACAUAUUACGGAUAUUUAUACAAUCCGUCGCCCAUUGGCAUCCACAUAGGACACACAGUCUUUAAUGUUUUCUUUGGAGAUUCUUUUAUAGGUCCUGGUGAAAUUGAUGAUUUGGUUCUAGUGCCAGGUAACAACACGCUCGUAAUGACAGGCUAUAUAAGCCCAAGCGGGUCACCGACCAGUAUUGCCGGAUUGCUAUUGUUCGUUGCCAAAGUCGCCCAAGGCCAGCGAUUAACCGUCUUGGCCCAAGGUGUCUCUGCAGAAACGGCGGGAAAAAACAUUACGUGGAUAGACACUGCAGUCCGCUCAAUGUCACUGACUCCAAUUGUCAGCACGGCUCCAUUCACACUGCCUCCAUAUUUUCCAAGUAAUAUGAAUCCUCUUCUUUCUGAAUCGACCGCACCACUCCGCACUGAUGACUCAGUUUCUGACUAUCAACUCCCUUUUACAGCGAAAAAACGCUCCCUGGCUCAGCGUGAUCUAUCAUAUACCGAUGUUCUUUCAUUAAUAGAGAAAAAUCUUCCUGCCAUAAACGCUACCGUUGCGGACGUUGUCGAUGCCCUGCAAAAAGCCGAUAUUUUCAAGAGUGGCGGAUCAUUUCUAGAUAUUCUUCUUGCUCUGGUAAAACCUUUCGUGCAAGAUAUUAUCGAUGGCAGUACAAUCGAUGUAAAGUCCUCGAGUAUCUCAGACAUUAAAGCAGAUUCGUUCACGGCUCAUCUUGUUGGCUCACUUUCCAAUACUGGACCACUUCCUGCGACAAUCUCAUUUCCAUCCGGAGUCACGGUAAAAUUCCAAAACACAACACUCGGUAAAUUACUCCUUCCACCGAUUGACGUUCAACCUGGUGCAGGUGCCACGAUUGAGCAAGACGCAAAGUUCACUAUCACUGAUGUCGAUGCAUUCACACAAUUUGCUGGAUUCAUGUUAAAAAGCAAGGAAUUCACUUGGGAUUUGUCUGCUGAUGACCUUAACGUUCAGUCUUUCAUAUUCUCCUUCCCCGGUCUUCAAAUAAAUAAGAGCAUUACGCUCAAAGGUUUCGACGGUCUCAAAAAUGUCAAGAUCAAGAAAUUCUCCGUGCUGGGUCCAGCGAAGAGUGGUAAACCAGGAGUAGAAGUUGGACUUGUGAAUACAAUCCCAAACGUUGCCGAUAUCGGUAUCGACAUGGGCGCUGCUACUUUCGUCAUAUUAUCUUCAAAAAUACCCAUUGGAACGGCGUCUGCAGCACAUCUCUCACUUACGCCACAAAAGGUAGCCACCGUGCCAAUGUCUGGUGAACUUGUGGGAACGGACCAGGACAAAGCAUUGAUCGGACCAAUGUUCAGUCUUUUCCUCGCAGGAAAACCUAUUCCGAUGGUUGUCAAAGGAGACACAGUUCGCCCAUCUGGUGUUGAUGGACCUGUGCCGUGGUUGGAAAAUCCCUUCAAGCAACUUGCGCUGGAUCUAACAUUACAAGUCCCCCCGUCCAAAUUAAUCGACCAAAUGGAAGUAGUGUUUUCGCCUAGUACCGUGAUUAGUGGAAAGGCAGUAGCGAAAAUUACCAUGACUAAUCCUGUCGGUGCCGACUUUACCAUUCAAGCUAUUGAUUCGGAAGCCUUUUUCCUUGGCGAAAAAAUCGGAGAAGUACACAAGGAUUUCGGUAAAAAUCCUAUCGUUGUUCCUGGUGGCGCUACCGCUACAACUCCGGACAUCGAAAUCACCAUUGUUAUUCCUUCUGAUAUAAAGGUAUUAAUUGGACUCGCCCAGUCUGGCGGAAACAUAGAAACGGAUGUGAAACUCCAAACCAACGCGCUUGUUGCCACACUCCCAGCCACCAUCACUUACCAACAGGAAAAAGUUCCCACCAAAAUGUCGUUUGACCUAAGCUUUUUGAAUUUCAUAAAACUCAAGGCAAUCACGCCCGAGGACAUCAACACUAUUGACAAGAUAAUCUCUGAAUUUGUUCCCAAAAAACGCGAUUUAGUUAAGCGUGAUCUGACGUUAGAGGACAUUGUUUCGCAAUUACAAAAGCUAGAUAUUGUCAAAGAUCCUGCCGCCAUCAUCAAUAACGUCACAUCAUCACUGCAAGGUCUUAAUCUACCAAAGUCUCAGCUUGACACUUUCGCCGUUGGUGACGUACUAAAGCCGAUUAUUCAGCCAAUUAUUGACGGAAGUAAACUUAGUGUGUCUAGCUCACAAAUCUCUCACAUUAAAACAAAGUCGUUCGUCACGCAUCUUGUAGGUGAAAUUAGCAAUGCCGGAUCAGUUCCUGCUACUAUAAGUUUCCCAACCGGAGUUACGGUAUCGUUUGAAAAGAAAAAGCUUGGUAAACUGCUUCUUCCAGCAGUUAAUGUUUCUGAUGGUGUGGCCAAAUUUGAUAAUGACGUAGACUUCAAGAUUGCCGAUGUCGAGGAAUUUACGAAAUUUUCUGGAGCCAUGUUGGCAAAUAAGGACUUCACGUGGAAGCUAUUUGCCAAGGAUGUUGUCGUCAAUAUCCCGUUAAUUGAGAUCAAGGGACUUACGCUGGACAAGGAAAUCACCGUUAAAGGUUUCGAUGGUCUUAAAGACUCCAAGGUCAAGGACCUUAAGGUGACGGGUCCAUCUAAGCAAGGUGCUGGAGUCGCAUUAACUAUUGUAGACACAUUCAAAAAUCAUGCCGAGGUCGGUAUCGAACUUGGUGAUGUUACUUUCGACUUGGUAUCCAACAAGCUUGUUUUUGGAGAUGCAAGUGCAUCGGAUGUCAAGUUUAAGCCAAAAAAGCCUUCCGACAUAUCAGUCGCCGCCGAAAUUCUACAAACUGCAGAAAACGAGAAAUUUAUCGGGCCACUAAUCUCAGCUUUUCUUGCCGGACAGCCGAUUGCAAUGACUGCUAAAGGAAAGUCAGCCAGCCCACCUGGCACUGAUCAACCCGUGCCGUGGUUGGAAGAACCGUUCAAAAAUCUUGCAUUGGACGUAAAAUUAAAUGCUCCACCCGCCAAACUGGUUCAACAUGUUGAUAUAACGUUAACUAGUCAGACAACUGCGGAUGUGACGUUUACUGUGUUUAAUAAUGUUGAUACGGAUGUUGCUAUAGCUGCUAUCAACUCCACAUCGUCAUUCCAGGGGAAACCGUUGACAACCCUGAUCCAUGAAUUUGACCCACCUGUUGUUCUAGCCGCUCAAAAGAAUACUACAUUCCCACCAGUUUCCUUUACGCUUCCUACCGAAGGACCGAAAUUACCUAUAGGCCAAGAAUUCCUAACAGAUGUUCAAAGUCUAAACCAGAUAGUUAUUGUGAUUGCAGGAAAUAACCACAAUGCAACGGAAUUUCGAGCACAUUCGUGUAUACUGUGGGCGAGAUCUGAAUACUUCCGGAAACAACUAACUGAAAUGAGACGUACCUUUCAGAUAGAAUCAGUAAAGAUCAGAGUCGAGUCUAUCGAAUCUCAGGUGUUUGCAAUUAUACUUAGGUGA
Paraglomus occultum is the source of this 4224-nucleotide messenger RNA. Lineage: Eukaryota; Fungi; Glomeromycota; Glomeromycetes; Paraglomerales; Paraglomeraceae. The record is from the annotation of a GenBank genome assembly.